This is a messenger RNA of Haliotis rubra (blacklip abalone), 3228 nucleotides long. RefSeq names its product receptor-type tyrosine-protein phosphatase kappa-like. Bases 195 to 2495 code for a protein of 766 amino acids. The transcript has 20 exons. NCBI's taxonomy places the organism in Eukaryota, Metazoa, Mollusca, Gastropoda, Lepetellida, Haliotidae. Gene Ontology annotation, biological process: protein dephosphorylation. The record is from RefSeq and is a predicted model, not a curated record. Gene Ontology annotation, molecular function: protein tyrosine phosphatase activity.
GUCAGAAAACUGUGAGAGUGUCAGCACAUUACUGUACAGAUAAAUGUCCUGAUUCACGUUACGGCCGCAACUGUGAAGGAGAGUGUGGCCAGUGUAAAGAUGGAGAGCCCUGUAAUAAGAAGACUGGAAUCUGUUUUAGAGGCUGCAGUAAUGGCUACAUAGGAUACAAGUGUGAUGAAAAAUGUCCUUGGGGGAUGUAUGGCAAGAACUGCAAAGUGAACUGUGGCUACUGCAAGACUGGCACCACGUGUGACCCUGUGACCGGCCGAUGUCUCAGUGGAUGUCAAGCUGGAAAAAUGGGAGACAACUGUACCACUGACUGUGAAGAUGGAAUGUAUGGAGAAAACUGUUCAUUUGCUUGUGGAAGUUGCAAGUUUGGGAAGCCAUGUCUUGCAAAAACCGGCCAGUGUAUGGACGGUUGUAGUGAUGGGUUCCUCGGGUACAGGUGUGCUGAAGGAAUCGUGGCACUAGAGGAAGGGAAGAUAACUGGUGGGAUCAUCGCUGGUGUUGUCAUCUUCCUUAUCAUUGCCAUCAUCAUCGUUGUGGUGUUUGUGGUCUACAGACGGAGACGCCACAAGCGUAUGGACGUGAGCAACCCCCUGCCUCUGGACCCGAGGGAUACAGAGAAUAACGGACACAGUGAGAGCGCCCGCUUGUUGAGUGACUCACGGGUCGGAGAUGCUACAAGGCUGGAUCAAGAUGAAAAUGGAGGAGGCGAAGAGAUCAAUGAGCCGAUAUAUGUCAACAUCAACAGCAAGAAACAGACAAGCCCCGUGAAACUGGUGGACCUUGCAGAUUACAUCAAGAAACACAGGGAGAAUAACUGUCUCGGAUUUAAACAGGAGUUUGAGGAACUCCCUAUGGGUCUGCUAGCUCUGUGUGAGGUGGCCCGACGUGCUGAUAAUAAGGCCAAGAAUAGAUACGGAAACAUCGUAGCAUAUGAUCAUUCCAGAGUUACCUUAGACCCCAUGGCCAAUGAAGCCAACUCGGAUUACGUCAACGCAAACUUCAUGGAUGGCUACAGCAAACAACAUCAGUACAUUGCAUCUCAAGGACCAAACAAAGCCAUGAUUCGGGACUUCUGGCGGAUGGUGUGGCAGCAGAGAGUGUGCAAGGUGGUCAUGUUGACCAACCUAGUAGAGGCUUGUAAGAAAAAAUGUGAGCAGUACUGGCCGGAGGAGGGCGGCAUCAAGUACGGGGAGGUGACCGUCAGGAUAGUGGACACUGCCAAGUACACAGACUACACCAUCAGAACGUUUGAAAUAUCACAGUUGGAGAUCAGCCGUAUCGUGAAACAGUUUCACUUCACGACAUGGUCAGACCACGGCGCACCCACCUACCCUACAACCCUCCUGGCCUUCAGACGGAAGGUCCAGAUGUACAACCCGGAGUCCUCUGCUCCCAUCCUCUGUCAUUGCAGUGCUGGGAUUGGCCGUACUGGGACCUACAUAGCCCUUGACUACCUGUUGGAACAGGCCCAGUCGGAGGACCAAGUGGACGUCCUGUGUAUAGCCCAGCUGAUGAGGACCAACCGUGUCAACAUGAUCCAGACAUGGGAACAAUAUGCAUUUGUGUAUGAUGCUGUGCUUGAGGCCGUCAAAUCAGGGGAGACAACUAUAGCAAAGUCUGCAUUCCGCUCUACAUACCAAAAUAUGCUGAGUUCAGCUACAGAGGGGGAGCCUAAUAAACUAGAGGAACAGUACCAGGUGCUACAGACCCUGUCCCCCACAGUGGAAAGAAGUGAGUGCUCUGCAGCCUACGCCGAGGAGAACAUGAACAAGAACCGAUUCAAGAACAUAUUGCCAGCCAAUCGGUGUCGCCCUUUCCUGUACACGCCUGUUGACAACUGUACUGACUACAUCAAUGCUGUGUUCCUCCCUGGAUGCACACAGAAGGACCGCUUCAUCGUCACUCAGAUGCCGCUGCCCAACACUGUGGCCGACUUCUGGCGCAUGUUGUACGACUAUACCUCUGAUACCAUCAUCAUGCUCAAUGAGUUUGAUAGGAACGACAAGGUAGUGGCAGUGCCGCUCACGGAGGAAUAUGGCUAUACAGAAGAGUAUGGCCCCCUCAACGUGGAGCUGCUGUCAUCCUCUGAAGCUGACCCUGACGUCACCAUCCGCAUCUUCAAACUCAGCCAUCUUGUCAAGGGUGAGGAGAGAGCAGUGAAACAGUUCAUGUUCAAGUCAUGGCCAGACUACCAGACAGUGCCCAACUCACGGACAGCUCUACUAAGGCUGCACAAACUCACCACAGACUGGCUCAAGCAGAACGGCAAAGGCCCAGUCACAAUACACUGCAUGAAUGGCGCCAGCAAGAGCGGGGUGUUUGCUGCCGUAAGUUUGGUGCUGGAGAGACUGAGCCUGGACCAGGAGUUGGAUGUGUACCAGACCGUCAAACAGAUCCGCAUCAACAGACCACAGUUCAUUGAGAACUAUGAACAAUUCCAGUUCUGCUACCAACUCAUCAUGGAAUACCUUGACAGCCAAGAGUAGCCAUAGCAACCGUUGAUCAAUCAUAGCAACAUUCCACGGUUACAAUAACCACCAUCCCAGCAUUCCAUAGCUCAAAGCAAAUGCUUGUGAUGUUUUAGUAUCUCAAAUUGUCAUUUUCAAUUUUACAAACCAUGAAAGCUUUAGUCAGUGUUAUGUAAUGGAGAUAUUACUUUUGCUCAGAUUUAUAUAUAUGUUGUACACCAUCAGGAUAUUUUAACAAGUUGUUUAUUGAUUGUAUUUUCUGAUAUGAACUUAAGAGUUAAGAUAUUUUUAAUUGUGUUGACUUUUAAAGAUUGUUGAAUUCAUUUGCAUCUUCUGAAAGGUUGUUAUAUAAGUUACCUAUGUCAAAUUUGUUUAUUUGCCAAUGGUUAAUUUGCAGAUGUUAGGAAAGUAGUAUGUUCAGAGACAACAGGUAGUAUUUUUCCCAGAUUAUGCAUUCACUGCUUAUGUGAUGUGUCAUACAAACGUUUAUUAACUGAUAGAAGUAUUACAUGUAUGUCUGGAGCUGCCGUCAACAGGGGCUAUACUGUACUCUGUUGUGAGUGCAUACUAAGGUUGUGAUGCAGUGUGACAUACUGUGAAACCUUGUGAAUGUGGAACCUGUUAUAGUGGACACUAGGAGUCUGAACCUUGUGAUUCUGUAUUGUCUGUGUCCUCGGAUACAGUCCUACUGAUGGUAUCCUCGGAUACAGUCCUACUGAUGGUGUCCUCGGAUACAGUCCUACUGAUGGUG